ACAUAUCUCGUCAUGAAGACUCUUGGUAUAUUGGGGCAAUUGUACUAGGAUUUUUAGUUAUGAGCCGUACGCUUUAAUUAAGAUGUUUUUAUUUUAAAUGCAUCUUUUGAAUUAUUUUAAUUGUGAUACUUUUACACAAAAUCCUAAGACAUUCAAGAUGACAACCCACGCCAUGAAAAAUGUUGAAAAGGCAUUCACAAGCCACGGGAAAUCCCUCGAUGAAAACGGCAACGAAAUUAAAUCGCCAGAAAAAAAGAAUGUUGAUAGAGGUUUCGAAAAAGCAGGGUCACCGGAUUCCGCAAAAGAAAGUGGCCAUGAGGGGGUGGUGCAUCCAGGAAGGCCACAACAGGAGGAGAGAUUUGGGGAUCAGUACAGGAAGCCCAGUUUGGUAGGGAGCUUAUUUUACUCCAAUUUCUCCAAAGUCGAUCAUGGCCCACAAAAACAUCAUGAGAAGAAGAGAUGAAUUUCGGGAAUUGGGCAGAGAGUAUUUACAAGAUCAUGUCAUCAAAUUUGGG
This is a messenger RNA of Pseudogymnoascus verrucosus, 515 nucleotides long. RefSeq lists its product as uncharacterized. Lineage: Eukaryota; Fungi; Ascomycota; Leotiomycetes; Thelebolales; Thelebolaceae. The transcript has 2 exons. The record is from RefSeq and is a predicted model, not a curated record. The coding region runs from base 98 to 463 and encodes 121 amino acids.